This is a messenger RNA of Brienomyrus brachyistius, 2531 nucleotides long. RefSeq names its product G protein-coupled receptor 18 (gene gpr18). NCBI's taxonomy places the organism in Eukaryota, Metazoa, Chordata, Actinopteri, Osteoglossiformes, Mormyridae. Bases 364 to 1326 code for a protein of 320 amino acids. The transcript is spliced from 2 exons. The record is from RefSeq and is a predicted model, not a curated record. Gene Ontology annotation, biological process: phospholipase C-activating G protein-coupled receptor signaling pathway; positive regulation of Rho protein signal transduction. Gene Ontology annotation, cellular component: membrane. Gene Ontology annotation, molecular function: G protein-coupled receptor activity.
GGUUCAAUCCCACCAACCUCUAAUAAUUAAUAUGAUUUAACAUAAACCUUUAAUCAAACCUUUUGUCGAGAUAAAUGACACAUCAGAAGACCACUGGAACACCGCUUAUAAAAUGACGACAGACAGGGUAAAUGACAAGCUUUUUCAUCCACAUGUUAGUUACUUAGACCAAAGCAGGAAGUACAGUGGUCUCACACCAGACAAUUACAAGAAACGGGGCUGAAAGAGCAACUUGAAUCACUUCCUCGGCAGGCGCUCAGCACAGAGGCUCAGCACAGACCCUAUGGCACAAGAUGACAAAGACUGAGUUAUACUGAAGUUUUUCCCGGACCGACGACGGAGAAUCGGGGAUCUUUAGCGAGCAUGUCUGAGGAGCUUGUCCCUAUAGAGUAUCGCUAUGCCGGAUUGGUUUUCUACUGUACCAUUUUCCUCAUCGGAAUCGUGGUCAACGUCACGGCGCUGUGGGUGUUUGCUCUGACCACCAAGAGGAGAAACUCUGUAACUAUUUACAUGAUCAACGUGGCUAUAGUGGACCUCACCUUCAUUGUCCUAUUGCCCUUCCGCAUAAUAUACUAUGGCAAGGACCGCUGGCCUUUCGGGGAUUACUUUUGCCGGAUCAGUGCCGCCUUAACGACAUUUUAUCCCUGCAUGGCCCUCUGGCUUUUCGCCUUGAUCAGCACCGACCGCUAUGUAGCCAUUGUUCAGCCACGACACAGCAAGGAGCUGAAGAACACGGGCAAGGCUGUGCUUUCCUGCAUAGGAGUGUGGGUCAUGACCCUGGGCAGCACGGCGCCCCUGCUGUUCACCGACGAAGACCCUGACCGCGCCUCCAACUUCACCACCUGCGCGAAGACGCGCGACAUCAUCCACCUGAAGCGCGAUAACCCCAUGAAUUUCGUGCGGCUCGUGUUCUUCUUCCUGGUGCCCGCCUCCAUCAUGCUCGCCUGCUACGGAAUCAUCGUGAACAACCUCUUCCACGGGAGGACCUCGAAGCUCAAGCCCAAAGUGAAGCAGAAGUCCAUCCGCAUCAUCGUCACGCUCAUCGUGCAAGUGCUGGUGUGCUUCGUGCCCUUUCACAUCUGCCUGAUCUUCCUGUUGCUGGAAAACAGCGGCCAUGACUACAGCGCCUGGGCCGCCUUCACCACCUUCCUGAUGAACCUCAGCACCGUCCUGGACAUAAUCCUCUAUUAUAUCGUCUCCAAGCAAUUUCAGGACCGGGUCAUCAGCGUCAUCCUCUACAGGAACUACCUACGCAGUGUACGCCGAAAGAGUCUGCACACCAGCAGUGUACGCUCUCUAAGCAACCUCACCAGUGCUAUGAUUUAAGGGUUAACUGCUGCCUGUAGACUUUUACAGAUCAAGAAUUUCUCUCGGUGUUUUUAACUUCAAAUAAGUACCUAUCAGCUCAUAUCUUAUUUAUGAAACAUCAUAAAACUAGCAUCAUAUGUUGUUUUCCAGUUUUUCGAAAACAAUUUUUUGAGUGUGUCUGAAGGCUACAAACUCGUAUAAUCUAAUCUUGGGCCGUUCACUUCUUCAAAGAUGCUUAUUAUUAUGUAUUUUUGUCGCUAAACAGAAAGCAUGUGAAAAAUACUUAAUAUAUCCAAGGGUACCGUCAUGUUUGAUAGUAAAACGCAUUUCAUAAAAUCCUGAAAAGCGAUGCAACAUUAUAUCAUUUCAGGCUUUUUUUCCAUCAUCGAUAAAACUUCUUGUUCUCGGGCCUCAUAACCGAGCGUCACUUUGCACCGUGAUGCAUCUGAAGGCCUGUUUUUUGUGGAGUCCCACAUGACAUGCUAAGGUGGAAAUGUGACACUGCCUAUUAUUCCAGAAGCAUAGAUAAAGGAAUAUUUGACUUACAGCCCCGAUGGCAAAACAUCCACUUUAAGAUGGAAAAGAUGGUGCAGGGUUUCGACGAGCAGCAUGUCCAUCAGUGCAGAGAGGAUCCAUGUCCCAAGCAGGAAAGACUGCGCAGAAGGAAACAUCAUUUUACACCAGAUCUUACACACUGUUUAGAGUAAUUAACUUUGUCAUUCAUUAACAUGGUUUAAUUCUAUAAUUAUGACUUUAACUUGGUCCUGCAUGAUACAUUAUUUCAACAUCGUCAUGGCGAUGUGCAAUAAUCACAUGGCGUUUGGCAGCACUGCUUUGUGUGUGUGUGUGUGUGUGUUGGCGGCACUGCCUGGUGUGUGUGUUUAAAAAAAAAAAAGAAAAAAAAAAUUCUGCACUUCUCAACGGAGUUUUCAGACAGAUGGUAUUCAUUGCUUGGGUCCUUAUUGAGCUAGUAUUGGAAAUUCAUCGCAGAGUCUCAAAGCACUUAUGUAAGUCGCUCUGGCUAAGGGUGUCUGCCAAAUACUGUAAAUGUAAAUGAUGUAAAAUGCUUCGUGUCUGUUGAUACAACGCACGGCAAAACCACCGACUAAUCUGACACACUCUACUGGUAGAUAAGAAUAAGUUCUGUUUGGCUAUAGUUUAUUUCGGGUGAUUGCAUUUUCUUUUUUUUUAAUAAAUCAAAUAUGACAUAAAAUAUGACAUAC